AUGGAGGACAGCCUCAGGCAGAAGGAGCGUGUGAAGUCAACUCACAUUAACCAGAGGUGUAAAGGGGCAUCCCACUAUGGCCUCUCCUCUGACAGGAAGCGGCGUUCCCAGGAGGGCGACUGCACCGACAGCACGUCAGAGCUCACUGUGGCUACGCUGCCUGGGGAUGGUCCUGCCUCCGCUGCCGUGGCCCUCCUAUCAGAUGAGCCUGGCUUGGUCAACCCCGCCUUUGACCCUAGUAUGGAAGACAACAGCCAAUCAGGCAGUACCACCAGUCUGGCUGCCCGUAGCAGCAGCAAGAAGAGUGAGUUCAGAAAUUUCGACCGGUCUUCAGUGAGGAGCCGCUCCUUCAGAAGGCUGAACCGGGCAUUCAGCGUGCUGAGGAGGACCAAGAGUGGCACGGCAGUGAGCAAUGAGACAGUUGAGGAAAGGGACAAUGCCAGAAAUGCCAAUGUACCACAGGAAGUUCUGGCUCUUCCCCAACUCCAUCACCUGAUCCCUGAUGGUGAGGUUACUAGUAUUAAAAUCACCCGGGCAGAUCCUGCCGAGCCUCUGGCCAUCAGCAUUGUUGGGGGCAAUGAGACUCCUCUGGUGCGCAUUCUCAUCCAGGAUAUCUACAGAGAAGGUGUCAUCGCCCGCGAUGGACGCCUGCUGCCCGGGGACAUGAUCCUGAAGGUGAAUGGUAUCGACAUCAGCAACGUACCCCACUGCUACGCCCUGGCCACAUUAAAACAGCCUUGCCAGCUGCUGCGGCUCACCGUGCUCAGGGAGCAGCGCUAUCGCUACCGCUCACAUGCCCACAGCCACUCUCAUGGCCACGGGCAUGCCCAUGAUGCUGCCGGGGGGUACCCGCCUCACGGCAUGCCCCACCAGCCCAUGAGAGAUGAUGGCAUCCACGUGGUGCUGAAUAAAAGCACUCCAGACGAGCAGCUGGGCAUCAAGCUUGUGAGACGGCCGGAGGAACAUGGCGUUUAUAUCUUUCACCUGCUGGAGGGGGGCCUGGCAGCGCGUGAUGGACAGCUGUGUGUUGGUGACCGUGUGUUGGCCAUCAAUGGGCAUGAUCUGCGCUACGGGGCACCAGAGCAUGCUGCAUUGCUCAUCCAGGCAAGUGAGGAGCGGGUCCAUUUCAUAGUGUCUCGUCAGAUUUGUCUGCCCACCCCAGACAUCCUGCAGGAGGCUCCGUGGGGCAUGGAUGGUCCCCCGCCAUACUCCCCUGUGGACAUGGAGCAAACGCUCCUGGACUCCUGUCAAAAGCCUGCAUGCUAUGAAAAGACAGUUACCCUGACCAAGGAACCAUAUGAUUCCCUGGGUAUGACAGUGGCGGGGGGCAUGUCCAGUCGAGGGUGGGAUCUGCCCAUCUACGUCACAAAUGUGGACCCUGAUGGAGUGGUGGGACAGGAGGGUUCCAUCCGCAAAGGUGACAUCCUGCUGAACGUGAAUGGCCUGGAAUUGACAGGGGUGACGCGAGGGGAGGCUGUGGCCAACCUGAAGAACACCUCCUCUCCUGUGGUGCUCAAGGUCCUGGAGAUGCGCCCCCCUGAGGAAUGCCAGCCUGAAUGUACCUUGCCCCCCUGUCUCACCACCUCACCCACAGACAGCACCAAGAGCCCGCUGCCCAAUGACGACUAUGCCCCGCUGUGGGUGUCAUGGCUGCAGCUACCCAGGCACCUCUACUGCUGCAAAGACAUUGUUCUUCGGCGGAGCACCUCGGGCAGCCUGGGCUUCAGUAUCGUGGGAGGCCAGGAAGAGGUCAACUGCAAUCAAUCCUUUUUUAUCCGUUCCAUCGUCGAGGGGACGCCGGCCUACAACGAUGGCAGGAUACGUUGUGGGGACAUCUUGUUGGAGGUGAAUGGGAAGAGUACAUGGGGGAUGACCCACACGGCACUAGUGCGUCUGCUAAAGGAGUUAAGGGGCAGGAUCACCCUGACCAUCGUUUCCUGGCCGGGCAGCCUGCUGUAGCAGGGCUCCCAGCUAACCCGCGCUGCUUCAAUGGCACCGACAGAGGAAUGUGGAAAGCCGAGAUUAAGACUGACUUAACCUUCGGGAGCUUGCUGUGAGGGAGGGGCUUAGACUAGCGAUGUAAGUGUGUCCACCAAACUCCUGAUGGACAGCUGAGACUUUGCCAGGAGUUCAGAGAGGCCCGAAAAUGGGACUGGAGUUUUAACCAGAGUUAAACUUGCCCUUCCAAGGACGCUGUGCUGGGAAUACGAUGAACCCGAGCCCCUCUCACUGGGCUGCUGGGACAUAUCUGACUGAAAGAGAAGGUCAUUCUCCGACAUGACGCUCAAUGAAUGGGAUGGGGAGGGGAGACAACAAAUUGCCAAUUCCAGCAGUCAUAUGUUUAGGGUAUGCAUUGAGUUGGACAAAUUUCUUUACUGUAAGUGUUGGGUGUUAAAAAGAAAUACUGAUCAAAGCACUUGUAAUAUGUUUUUUUGGUUGUUUGUUUGAUUGCCUUUGAUUAUAGGCUGUUUAGUUUGUACUGACAGUGGUUGUCAUCUUCAUCUGUUCGAAUCAAGGACGCAUUGCCAAGUAGUCGUCUGUGUUGAGAUGUUUUUCCAGAAGCUGUUACUAAAUUAUCAAACCACUGGAAAGAAAAAAAUAUAUAGAAAAAAAAGGAUAAAUGUGUUCAUAAUCUGUUGAAAAUAAUAUUUAAGGUGACAUUGUGGAGGCCUUACUGACUUUCCUACUUUUGAAAAAAAAACGGAGUUUGUGUGUUAAAACUCGGUGGAUGCGUCUGGGGCCCAUCGACCAUGGUUCUGUCUCUCACACUUCAGCCUGUGUAGUAUAUCUGAUGGUAUAUUUGGUUAAAUAAUCAAUAAAGUCAUUUGAAAAGAAUCUUUUCACAGGAUUUUGGCCUCGUAGGCAUGCUGUGGCUAGUCACCCUAAUUAGAAAAAAUUAACAAUUCAGGAA
Lampris incognitus (smalleye Pacific opah) is the source of this 2911-nucleotide messenger RNA. It is a transcript of the gene lnx1, whose product is annotated as ligand of numb-protein X 1. Gene Ontology annotation, biological process: ubiquitin-dependent protein catabolic process. The transcript is spliced from 10 exons. NCBI's taxonomy places the organism in Eukaryota, Metazoa, Chordata, Actinopteri, Lampriformes, Lampridae. Gene Ontology annotation, cellular component: cytoplasm. Gene Ontology annotation, molecular function: protein binding; ubiquitin-protein transferase activity. The record is from RefSeq and is a predicted model, not a curated record. The coding region runs from base 1 to 1959 and encodes 652 amino acids.